AUGUUAUUUGGAGUGAAGUUGGCUAAUGAGGUUUAUCCUCCAUGGAAACAAUGGUAUAUUGAUUAUGAUAAGUUGAAAAAGCUGUUGAAGGAAUCAGUUUUGAGAGAGGCAGAGUUUAAUGUUCGAUACGGUAAACAAAAGGGAGAUGAUUGGAGUUGGAGUGAUCGGGAUGAGUCGGAUUUUGUAGCAGCGUUGGAUGAGGAGUUGGAGAAAGUUUAUGGAUUUCAAAGCCGCAAGUAUAAUGAGUUGAUGGAGAGGUUAGAUGAGCUUGAGGAGCGGGUUGCUAGUGAUGAGACGCUGCGGGCGCUUGAUUUUGGGCAGUUUCGGAAUGAAUUGGAGGAGGUUUUGAGUGAGACGCAAGAGCUAGAGAAUUUUUCGAGGUUGAAUUUCACAGGGUUUAUUAAAAUAGUGAAGAAACAUGAUCGGCUGCAUGGGGAAUAUCCCUCGGUGAAGUCACUGCUGCAAGUGAGAUUAAAGAAAUUGCCCUUCCAUUCGGAGGAAUAUUCUCCAUUGCUAUACAGGAUCUCUUUGUUGUAUGAUAUAUUGCGAAACAACUCAACUGUUUUGUCCAAGUCUUUGGUAAAUUCAUCAAAGCUUUCUAGUGUGACUAAUGAGGAAGAGAUGAGCUUCCAGUCGUUCAAGUUUUGGAUUCAUCCAGACAAUUUCAUGGAGGUGAAGACUAGGAUCUUAAGGCACUUGCCCAUGUUAGUAUAUGCUUCUAUGCCUAGUGGGGAUGAUGAUUUUGAUAAGUACAAUAAAUUGGAUCCUCUGAGUUUGGCUCGUGAUGUUUCAUCGACAACAGCCUCGAACUCUGCUACUGAAGCUGAAUAUCAACGGUCCUAUCUCCCUGUAAUAACCACUUUGUACUUUGACAACGAAAACUUUGAUUUGUAUAACAACAAGUUGCUGAAAGUGAGUUUUUCUCCAACGGUGAGGUUGCGGUGGAUUGGCAAACUGGUAAAUAAGCCCGAUAUAUUCCUAGAACAAAGGAUGUUUGUGGAAGACAAGCAUACUGGUACUACUGACUUUGAAGAAGUCAGGCUGAAGCUUAAGCAAAAAUUUAUCAGUGGAUUGAUUUUCACAGGUCAUUCGGAGUUCAAGGAGAGGACCUUGGCGGCUUUAAAAGAGCGAGGUUCGAUGCCUUAUGAGUUGACGAAGUUUGGUGACGAUUGUGAUUCCUUUCAAAAGUUUAUUAUUGAAAACGAACUACAACCUGUUCUCCGAACCAUGUACACAAGAACCGCGUUCCAAAUUCCAGGCGACGAUAGGAUUCGAAUAACCAUUGAUUCUGACAUAUUCUAUAUUAAGGAAGAUUCCUUUGAUAAGGAGCAUCCUAUCAGGGAUCCAAAGAGUUGGCACAGGCCGGAACUGGACGCAGAUGUGCCAAACCCGCUAGCCUGCUUGAAACCUGGUGAAUCUGCAAAAUUUCCUUACUGUGUAAUGGAGAUUAAAGUUAAAAACCCCAUUAGAACAGUCCCUGAUGAUCCUGGGAUCAUGUUAAACAGUGUAUCCUUUCCCACAAAGCAUAGCAAGUGGAUUGAAGAGCUGACCAAUUCCCACUUGGUUAAGGAAGUGCCUAGGUUCUCCAAGUAUAUUCAAGGUGUCGCCUCGUUGUUCGGGGAAGAUGACAAAUUUGAAAUGUUACCAUUCUGGCUACCUGAUUUGGAGUCCGACAUCCGUAUGAAUCCUGGACAAGCGUACGAGCAAGAGAAGAGAAGAUUGAAACAGCAAAGCGAGGUUCAGGCUAGGGCUGAUAAAAUGCGGAGAUUCUCUGUCUUGUCGCAACUAAACGGGAGUUCUACGUUUAGGGCUCGAGAUUUGCAAAGUACGAAUCAGUUAGAGGCUCGUCCUGGAAAGUCUACUGACGUUUCCAGAGAACCUGAUUUGGAAGAUAAUGAGUCGUCAGAUGAUGACUUACCCAAAAAUUUUAGGCAUACGCGGAAACCUAAAAUCAAAAAGGAUCCUAAUUUCUUCAGAAUAUUAACUGGGCGAGAAGCGAAACUCUCUGGGGUGGACUCUGAAGACGAAGAAAUUGAGCUCCCAGCUGGUGUGAAAAGGCCCACAAGUUACAUCAAAAAUGCUGGACCAUUGAAAAUAGAAGCAAAAGUCUGGUUAGCAAAUGAACGUACUUUCAAUAAGUGGUUAUCCAUCACCACUACCCUAAGUAUUUUCACAUUUGCCAUUAUCAACUCCUCUCAACGCGCUUUGUUACCAAACUUGGCUAACACUCUAGCUUACCUGUAUUUCGGAUUGACUUUAUUCACAGGUAUCUGGGCAUACAUGACAUAUUCCAGAAGAAUAAGUAUUAUCAAACAAAGGUCCGGCCAACAUUUAGACGCCCCACUAGGUCUUCUGAUUUUGUCGCUGAGUAUAGCAGUCAUACUAUGUCUAAACUUUGUCCUCGCUUUUAAAGAGGUCGCACUUCUCAAACAUUCAAAAUCGCCUGAUGGUUCCCUGUCCACAUCCCGCGUGGACUAUCUACCACCUACCCUCGAACCCAUAGAACGAUUCAUUUUCAAAUUGGUCGGUGUUCAAUAA
This is a messenger RNA of Eremothecium cymbalariae DBVPG#7215, 2538 nucleotides long. RefSeq lists its product as uncharacterized. Bases 1 to 2538 code for a protein of 845 amino acids. NCBI's taxonomy places the organism in Eukaryota, Fungi, Ascomycota, Saccharomycetes, Saccharomycetales, Saccharomycetaceae. The transcript has a single exon. The record is from RefSeq and is a predicted model, not a curated record. Gene Ontology annotation, cellular component: fungal-type vacuole membrane; vacuolar transporter chaperone complex.